AUGGCACCGUCGAUCGUCACAAGGCCAGGCUUGUCGCUAAGGGGUUCACACAGCGUCCAGGGAUUGAUUACACAGACACUUUUUCUCCGGUCGUCAAGCCGACCACUCGUCGGGCUGAUUUUGUCUAUCGCCGUGUCCCGGGGUUGGACUCUCUGCCAGAUUGACAUUCAGAAUGCGUUCCUACACGGCGAUAUUCAGGAGGAGGUAUACAUGUAUCAGCCUCCAGGGUAUGUUGACAAGAAUUAUCCGAAUCGUGUCUGUCGUCUUCAAAAAUCUCUGUAUGGACUGAAGCAGUCUCCAAGAGCAUGGUACUCGAAGCUAAGUUCGAAGUUGCAGUCUCUGGGUUUCGUUCCAUCCCAGGCCGACACUUCUCUUUUUGUCUUUGGUAAGAAAGGAGUAACAAUCUACAUGUUGAUCUACGUAGAUGAUAUUAUCAUCACAGGAUCUUCACAGCAAGUUGUCGGUAAUCUGAUGAAGAAGCUUCGAGAAUCCUUUGCUGUUAAGGAUUUGGGAGAUCUGUCUUAUUUUCUCGGCAUUGAAGUGACACGCACGAAUAGUGGCAUAGCGCUUACUCAAGCCAAGUAUGCAGCAGAUCUGCUUAAGCGCGUAAAUAUGCAUAAUUGUAGAGACAUAGCCACACCAAUGUCAUCUUCUGAAAGGCUCAGCAAAACCUCAGGAAUAUUACUGUCAGACGAUUUGGCUUUCAGCUAUCGUAGCACAGUUGGUAGUCUGCAGUAUCUCUGCUUGACCAGGCCAGAUAUUGCGUUUGCUGUGAAUCGAGUAUGCCAGUUCCUAGCCACUCCGACAGAUGUGCACUGGUCAGCUGUAAAACGUAUACUGAGAUACGUGAAAGGAACACUGGAUCAUGGGCUGCAAAUUCAGAGAUCAUUGUCAACUGAGCUGAGCCUUCGUUCCAGCACGCCGCUGCCUGGUACUUGCCACUCCCCCAGCAUUCGAGGGCCGAACACCUAUGCCCGAGCAGCCAUGGCACUCUACCUGCUGCUCGUGCCUCUCCUUGCCAUCAUCCCCUUCCUGCUCAGACGCUCGGCGCCGCACGCGCGUCUCCCGCCGGGGCCGUGGGCGCUGCCGGUGAUCGGCCACCUGCACCACCUCGCCGGCGCGCUCCCGCACCGCGCCCUGCGCGACCUGGCGCGGCGGCACGGCCCGCUCAUGCUGCUCCGCUUCGGCGAGGUCACAGCCGUAGUGGCCUCGUCGCCGGACGCGGCGUGCGAGAUCAUGAAAACCCACGACCCGGCCUUCGCGUCGCGCCCCGUCGGGCCCAUGUCGCGCCUCUGGUUCCAGGGCUCCGAGGGCCUCGUCUUCGCGCCCUACGGCGACGGGUGGCGCCAGCUCCGCAAGAUCUGCACCCAGGAGCUCCUCAGCGCCCGCCGCGUCCACUCCUUCCGCCCCGUCCGCCAGGACGAGCUCCGCCGCCUCCUCCGCUCCGUCGCCUCGCCGUCUUCGUCGCGCCCGGUGAACUUGACGGAGAUCAUAGCGGCGUACGUCGCGGACUCCACCGUGCGCGCCAUCAUCGGCAGCCGCCCGUUCAAGGGCCGCGACGCGUGCCUGAAGCUGUUCGAGGACAUGUUCCGCAUGAUGCCCGGGCUGAGCCUGCCGGACCUGUUCCCGUCCUCACGCCUCGCGAUGCUUAUCAGCCGCGAGCCCGGCCGGAUCAAGCGCUGCCGCCACGCGAUGCUGGAGAUCAUGGACGCCGUCAUCCAGGAGCACCGCGAGAGAAAAGCCACCGUCGGGGGAGAAGACGAAGAUUUGGUCGAUGUCCUCCUCGGGCUCCAGAAGGAAGUCGGCUCCCAGCACCCGCUCACCACCGAGAACAUCAAAUUCGUCAUGAUUGACAUGUUCGCCGCCGGCAGCGAGACGGCGACGACGGCGCUGCAGUGGAUGAUGGCGGAGCUGAUGCGGAACCCGAGAGUUCGGCACAAGGCGCAAGACGAGGUCCGCGGAGCACUAGCCAGUCACCGCGAGGUAUCGGAAGACAGCCUCGGCAACCUCCACUACCUGAACAUGGUCAUCAAGGAGACGCUCCGGCUGCACGUACCGGGGCCGCUGCUGACGCUCCGGCAGUGCCGCAGCGCGUGCCAGGUGCUCGGGUACGACGUGCCCGAGGGCGCCACGGUGCUCGUGAACGCGUGGGCGAUCGCCAGGGACCCCGCGCACUGGGACGCGCCGGAGGAGUUCGUGCCGGAGAGGUUCGAGCAGGAUCAGCAGCAAGGUGGCGGGAGGGACUUCAAGGGGACGGACUUCGAGUUCAUACCGUUCGGAUCCGGACGGAGGAUGUGCCCCGGCAUGACGUUCGGGCUGGCGCACAUCGAGCUCGCGCUCGCCGCGCUGCUGUUCCACUUCGACCUGGAGCUGCCCGGUGGCGUGGACGCGGCGGGGUUGGACAUGACGGAGGAGGCUGGCAUCACCACGCGGAGGAAGUCCGACCUUCUCGUGCUCGCUACCACCCGCGUUCCUGUACCAGCAAAGUAG
This is a messenger RNA of Lolium rigidum, 2490 nucleotides long. RefSeq names its product premnaspirodiene oxygenase-like. The record is from RefSeq and is a predicted model, not a curated record. Lineage: Eukaryota; Viridiplantae; Streptophyta; Magnoliopsida; Poales; Poaceae. Gene Ontology annotation, molecular function: monooxygenase activity; iron ion binding; heme binding. The transcript is spliced from 3 exons. The coding region runs from base 1 to 2490 and encodes 829 amino acids.